AUGGGUAGCUGUCAUUGGGAAGAUUCUGAGUGGGAAUGGGACAGUGCCACAGGACUGCAGCGUCUGCGCGUCACUUGGAUUAGCAAAUCUCAAGCAUGGCAACGUGCUGGUCGAGCGGGUCGAAAUGCUUCAGGCGUGUGCCUACGCCUCUACACUGACGCUGAAUACGAUCAUCAAAUGGCCCUCCAUCCAUCCUCCCAACUUGCAUCUGCUCCCCUCUCUGGCGUUCUCCUCAAUCUUCUUGCAAUGGGUGUUACUAACGUGCAAUCGUUUCCUUGGUUGGAGCCGCCAAAGCCGAAGGCCAUUGAUUCCAGUCUGCAGCAGCUUCAACGCCUUGGAGCAAUCUUCACAGUCCCUCAACCCACAAAAUCCCUUUCGGCAUGCAACGGUGUCGCAUCUACAAAUGCCAUUCCUUCUUCCAUUAAA
This is a messenger RNA of Hydatigera taeniaeformis, 426 nucleotides long. The record is from the annotation of a GenBank genome assembly. NCBI's taxonomy places the organism in Eukaryota, Metazoa, Platyhelminthes, Cestoda, Cyclophyllidea, Taeniidae.